CUGAAUUACCUGAAUCCUUGUAGUGCUGUUGGUUUUACAAGGUUCCUUCACCUCCAUCUUCCACAGAGAGUCCAAAAUCCCCCGCCUUACUGUCUGGACUUCCACUAAAGAGAUCAUUCUCUCUACUAUACUCCAUUAAAACAUCUCCAUUAGAACAUACUGCUCAAACGGUGGUGAAGUAAAAAAAAAGAAAAGAAAAGAAGAAGAAAGGAUUUUCACAGCUUCUGCCCGUGGGCGUAUUCAGAGUUUACGUCAGCUGACCCAGUCACAUAAUGUCCAACUCCUCCAUGCACUGCUUGGAAGCCCAGGACUUUGUAGGUAAAGUGGUGCCCCCUGCCCUCAUCGUGGAGUUACUACUGGGGCUGCCUGGUAAUCUGGUGGCCUUGUGGAUCUUCAGCUGCCGCAUGAAGGACUGGAAGUGCAACACCGUGUACCAGCUGAACCUGCUGAUUGCGGACUUCCUCCUGCUGGUCAGCGUACCCUUCCGCAUCGAUCACCUGAUGCGCGGUGAGAACUGGGUGUUCGGCGAUAUCGUGUGCCGCAUAAACCUUUUCAUGCUGGCGGUCAACCGUUCGGCCAGCAUCGGAUUUUUGACCAUCGUGGCUGUCGACCGUUACUUCAAGGUGGUCCACCCGCACCACCGGGUGAAUCGGAUCACAACAGUGCAGGCGGGAAUUCUCUGUGGCAUGACGUGGGCGGUGGUGUUGGCUCUACGGCUCCCCCUGUUGUCAAUCCCCCUCAUGCAGACACCACAGGACCUCAACGUCUCCCUGUGUCGCAGUUUCAGCUCGUACAGCAACCCAUCUCUGAUCAUCAUUCUGCACUACGUGGUCUACAUAUUGGAGUUCUUUCUGCCAUUCCUGCUCCUGAUCUUCUGCUCCCUGCGGAUCUUUUUGGUCCUGCACGGCCGCCAGAUGGGCAAGAAGCAGAAGGUGAAGCGGGCCAUCCAGGCGGUGCUGCUCAUCGUGGCCGUCUUCGCCAUCUGCUUCCUGCCGGGAAUCGCCUCUGGCCUCGCCGCCCUUUUCAUCCAGAAAUUUCGCCCCAAAGACUGCGACUCCUACCGGAUGGCUACCCAGCUCUUCAGCAUGUCGCUCGGGUUCACCUACCUGAACAGCACCCUGGACCCGAUCAUCUACUGCUUAUCUAGCACCGCAUUCCGGAACACUCUCAAGGACUCACUCAACGCACUGGGCAUAUGUCACUUUCAGGAGAGCCAGAACGAGUGAAAGGGGACCGGGGCGUGGCACAGCACCGUCUAUUAACUUUACAUCCUCAUGCUGAACAAAUAUGCUAUAAAUAUACUGCACUUUUACACCCACUUUCAUAUGCAACAGUGUUUUUGUAAUGGUAAUCUGUUUCAUUCAGGAAGUGUAGGUUAAAGUUCAAAGGUGAACAGUGGGUUGGGAGAGCAAAUCCUGAAAUCAUACAUUUGUUUCUCCUUUUAAAAAUCAGGCAUUUUGGAACAUUUUUAGAUCCCUGUAUCUGUUAAACUAGGCAUGAUACCAAGUGUAAAAUAUGGUUUUAUUCAUUUUAAUACACAAAGACUGUCUGAAGAAAGUAUGAGAAAAAUUGGAAACACACUGUAAGCCCAUAAAGCAUAAAGAUAUAAAAAAUAUUUUAUUAAAUACUGUAUAUUAUAAGAGGCAGUGAAAAAUUUUCUUUAUCUCCAUCCAUGCCAAAUCAGUUGUUUUGCCAAGUCAACGACCAAAGAUUGAUAGCAGCCUACCACAGGUGUGCAUAAUCACAAACAAAUGAAAAAGUAUACAUUCUCAUUCCACAUUGCAAAACUAGGACAGGCUUCAUCAACAUACUGAUUUUAUUCAAGCUCACACUGAAGAAGUGCAUAAGGUAAAUGGUGGUGGAGAGCACAGAUCAUAAAAA
Messenger RNA from Anguilla anguilla (European eel), 1881 nucleotides. Its product is annotated as hydroxycarboxylic acid receptor 2-like. Gene Ontology annotation, molecular function: G protein-coupled receptor activity. The record is from RefSeq and is a predicted model, not a curated record. NCBI's taxonomy places the organism in Eukaryota, Metazoa, Chordata, Actinopteri, Anguilliformes, Anguillidae. Gene Ontology annotation, cellular component: membrane. Gene Ontology annotation, biological process: G protein-coupled receptor signaling pathway. The coding region runs from base 273 to 1226 and encodes 317 amino acids. The transcript is spliced from 2 exons.